Messenger RNA from Cheilinus undulatus (humphead wrasse), 1828 nucleotides. RefSeq names its product piggyBac transposable element-derived protein 4-like. The record is from RefSeq and is a predicted model, not a curated record. The transcript has 3 exons. The coding region runs from base 20 to 1807 and encodes 595 amino acids. Lineage: Eukaryota; Metazoa; Chordata; Actinopteri; Labriformes; Labridae.
UGCCGAUCUAAGGGUUUGAAUGAUACAGUCUUGUCGCAGGAGAAUAAACAAUAAUAAAAGGCAGACUCACCACUCUGUGUGCAGUUUAAACAUGGACGAGAGAGAAGAGAUCGUCCCAGUUAAACGAGUGGUUACUCAGGGUAACCUGCUUAACGAGGAGAAUCCUCCCACUUCAUCCUCAGAUGGAUCACCAUCGGAUGAUGAUGAUGAGGUGGAGGAUGAAACCUUUGUCCCAGGGCCAGAGGGCACUUCGGAGGAGGAGGGGGAAGGGAUGGAUGUGGAUGAGGAUGUGAAUGAGGGAGGGGACAAGCCUUGCACCGCCUGGUUAUCCAAAAGCGGCAUUACCUGGUCCCCAACUGAGGAGGAGACCCUUCGUUAUCGGGCGGCGGGGAUUCGUAAACCCGGGAUCACCCGCUAUGCCGCCUCCCACAUCAAUGAUUUGGAGGACAGUUUUUCUUUCUUUAUCACUGAGGAGAUAAUUGAUACUAUUGUCCGCCAGACGAAUGUCCAGGGAGGAAGGAAAGCAGGGGAUGGGUGGAAGGAGGUCGACAGGGUGGAGAUGAGGGCGUACCUGGGGCUACUCCUGCUGGCUGGGGUGCACCGCUCCAGAGGGGAGGCCACAUGCAGCCUCUGGGGUGAAGACACGGGCCGGCCAAUCUUCAGGGCUACCAUGUCCCUAAAGCGCUUCAUCACCCUGAGCCGCAUGAUCCGGUUCGAUGACAGGCUGACCAGACAGGCACAAAAGAAACCGGACAAGCUCGCCCCCAUCCGGGACGUUUGGGACCAGUGGGUGGUCCGACUCCCUCUCGCCUUCAACCCCGGGGAGAACAUAUGUAUCGAUGAGCAGCUGGUGGGAUUUAGGGGGCGCUGCCGCUUCAAACAGUACAUCCCCUCCAAGCCAGCCAAGUACGGGCUGAAGCUGUGGGCCCUGUGUGAUGUCGCCACAUCGUAUGCGUGGGGUCUGCAGCCCUACCUGGGUAAGCCGACACGGGAGGCUCCACCAGAGGGGGAGCAGGGGAAGAGGGUUGUGCUGGAGCUGACGGAGGGGCUGAGUGGCCACACUGUUACAACAGACAACUUCUUCACCUCAUAUGACCUUGGGAUGAAGCUGCUGGAGAGGAAGAUGGCCUUAGUGGGAACGGUGCGGCAUAACAAGCCAGAGCUGCCCCCACAGCUACUGAAGGUCAAGGAGCGGCAGGUGCUGUCAUCACUCUUCGCCUUUACCUCCAAGAUGACGGCUGUCAGCUAUGUCCCCAAGCGAAGCCGCAACGUGCUCCUUCUCAGCACAAAGCAUCGCAGCGCGGAGGUGUCGGGGGAACAGCACCAGAAACCCCAAAUUAUCUUGGACUACAAUCGCUGCAAGGGGGCGGUGGAUAACUUGGAUAAGCUUGUAGCAUUGUACAGCUCCCGCCGAAUGACCCGCCGCUGGCCCAUGGUGCUCUUCGGCAACAUGCUGGAUGUGAGCGCCUACAACGCGCUGGUGCUGUGGCUGGAAGUGAACCCCGAGUGGAACAGGGGCAAAAACUUUCGGCGGCGGCUCUUCCUGCAGGAGCUUGGGAACUGCCUUGUGAGGCCGGCUAUGGCACGGCGCAAACGUCUGCCGCGUACUCCAAAUACUGCAGCGAUGGUGGAGGCGGCGCAGCGUGCUGCUGACCAAAGCCCAUCCAAAGCAGAGGAGCCCAGGGCAAAGAGGAAGUGCCGUCUCUGCCAUGGCAAGAGGAGUGUGUUCUCCAGGAGCUGCUCCAAAUGUGGGCAUGCUGUCUGCAAGGACCACACGGUCUGGAUUUGCUCUGCUUGCACAAACUAACACACCCACCCACACACACAC